CUAAGUAGGUUUUGUCAAAAUCAAUAAACUAUUUUUAUCACAAAUAUUUACUCUAAUUAUUUUCCAUCAUAAUUAUCUCCCUCUUUUGAUUGAUUCUCUGUAUCACUUAUUCUGCAAAAAAUUUCGCUAAAAAUUCGUUUCCUUUUGAUUUUCUCAUUCACCUUGUUACUAUUAAUUAGGAUUAGGGUUCACUCUUUCUUUAACUCUAACAUCAAAUCCCUAAAAAUUAGGAUUAGGUUUCACUCUUUCUCUAACUCUCACAUAAAAAAUCACAAUUUUUUUCUUCAUUUUCUUCAAUUUUCUGUGAAAUGGGUAGUGUGAAUUACUACAGAAUACUGAAGGUGAACCCUGAUGCAAGCUAUGAGCGGAUAAAGAAAUCUUUUAAGAAUUUAUCAAGGAAAUGUCACCCUGAUAAGAUUAAUCAAGAGCCUUUGAGGAAAAACGAGUUUGAUGCAUCGUUUAAGAGAAUUUCUGAGGCUUUUGAUGUUCUUAGUGAUCCUAAUAAGCGUAGGAUCUAUGAUCUGUAUGGGAAAUAUCCAGUGGAUUUUGAAAAUGGUGAUGGGAAUAAUAAUAUGGAAGUUGAUGAUGAAGGUGUUGGAGUUGUUGAAAGUGACUUGUUAUGCACGCUUGAGGAUCUUUAUUGUGGUUGCAGAAAGAAGGUCAAUCUUGUUAGAACUGUUCCUGAUGAAUUUGGGGAGUUGAAGCGGGAAGAAGACAUCUUGAAGAUAACCAUUAAACCUGGUUGGAAAAAGGGCACAAAAAUCACUUUUCCCGGGAGAGGAAACCAACUACGCGGCUCUCCUCCGCUUGAUCUGAUUUUUGUGGUGAAAGAGAAACCGCAUGCUAUAUUCCAGAGGGAUAGACAUGAUUUGGUAAUGACACAAAAGAUAUCAUUUCUUGAAGCUCUCGUCGGUUCGACUCUCAACAUAACAACCUUGGAUCGAAGAAAUAUCACAGUCGAAGUUACUGAUAUUGUGACACCGGGCUACGAAAAGGUCGUCCCGGAUGAAGGUAUGCCACUUGCAAAGGACUCGAGCAAGAGAGGAAAUCUUAGAAUCAAGUUUGAUGUUGAGUUUCCAUCGAAUUUGACCUCACAACAGAAACAUAGUGUAAGUAGGAUUUUGAGUGAAGCUGUUUAUAACUAAACCAAUAACACUUUAACUCUUAGUCUAGCAUUAUCACAUAGUGGCUUUAGCAGCAUUAUAGCACAGUAGGAUAGUAGAAUCUGAACAAAUUAUUGUUUUAAGGUUGUUUUUUAGUUCAAAGUGUUGAAAUAAUAGUGCCUUAGCAUCGCUAUAGCACUGCUGCGUAGCUGAAUUUGAAUAAACUGUUUUCCUGAUAUGCGAUUUACAGCACUGCAUUAACCCUCUUUUA
Molecule: messenger RNA, 1374 nt
Organism: Lathyrus oleraceus (garden pea)
Lineage: Eukaryota; Viridiplantae; Streptophyta; Magnoliopsida; Fabales; Fabaceae
Exons: 2
Coding region: 309-1145 (278 amino acids)
Cellular component (GO): cytosol
Molecular function (GO): protein-folding chaperone binding
Source: RefSeq, a predicted model, not a curated record